GCGUUUUUAGUACUACUCUCUUCGUGCCAAAAAAUUAGGAACUAUACGCUUCACAUUCCAUGUAAAAUCUUCGCAUUCUAUAAAUACAACAUUGAUAUGUUUUACAACAAUUUUGAGGAAAAAUGAUCAACUACGUUAAACUUCAUCUAGUGGUUUGAUAGGAUAAUAUUGGCGACCAAUUGCAAUACAUUUCAUAACAGUCUUGCAUUUGAAGAGUAUUAGGUUUGACAUCAAUAAUCAAAACAUGACUCAAUUUUGGGAAUCCAAGGCAGUUGAUGCUUAUGAAAUGUAAGGAGGUUUGAUACAAAAAAGUAAAGUGCUAAAUGGAGUUAGUUUCUCUUUGUAAUCCCUGUAGCAUUGUGGCUGUAUGCUUGGACAUGAGAUCAGGAAAGGAGCAUAUGGUCGAGUAUGCAAAGGUUUGGAUUUGGAGAAUGGCGAUUUUGUUGCAAUAGAACAAGUUCCUUUGCAGAGUAGUGCACAGGAGGAUCUUAACAUCAUCAUGCGACAAAUCAAUUUACAUAAGGAUUUGAACCAGAAAAAUAUAAUAAAAUAUCUUGGAUUCUUUAUGACAGAGACCCAUCUUCACAUAGUUCUUGAGUAUGUGGAUAAUGAGUCACUUGCAAACAUCAUCAACCCAAAUAAUUUUGGGCCAUUACCUGAACCAUUGGUGGCGUUUUAUGUAGCACAGGUGUUGGAAGGCUUGGUUUAUUUACAUGAACAAGGGAUUAUUCAUCGGGAUAUUAAGGGUGCAAAUAUUUUGACUACUAAAGAGGGUGUUGUUAAAUUGGUGGAUUUUGGGGUUGCCAUGAAGCUAACAGAGGCAGAUGUUGAUAUGCAUUUUGUUGUUGGCUCACCUUACUGGAUGGCUCCCGAGGUGAUAGAAAUGUCAGGUGUUUGUGGUGCAUCUGAUAUAUGGAGUGUUGGUUGUACUGUGAUUGAGCUAUUUACUGGGGUGCCUCCUUACAACGAUCUUCAUCCUAUGCAAGCUCUUUUUAGGAUCGUUCAGGAUGAAAUUCCUCCAAUACCAGAUAGCUUGUCACCUGGUGUCACGGAUUUUUUGCGCCAGUGCUUUAACAAGGAUGCUAGGCUGAGACCUGAUGCAAAGACACUGCUUUCUCACCCUUGGUUACAAAGUUGGAAGAGACGUGUUGUAUUGCAAUCUUCAGGCUAGUUAUGUGUAAUAAAUAAUAAUAAUGUAGGGACAAUGUUAUAAAACAGGAACAAAGCGUCAUGUAUGUUCAACCUACAAGUUUUUUCAAGAAGGGGUUUAGUUCCAUUAUUAUAGAA
This is a messenger RNA of Lactuca sativa (garden lettuce), 1287 nucleotides long. RefSeq names its product MAP3K epsilon protein kinase 1. Gene Ontology annotation, biological process: protein phosphorylation. The record is from RefSeq and is a predicted model, not a curated record. Gene Ontology annotation, cellular component: cytoplasm. Lineage: Eukaryota; Viridiplantae; Streptophyta; Magnoliopsida; Asterales; Asteraceae. Gene Ontology annotation, molecular function: protein serine/threonine kinase activity; ATP binding.